UGUGAAGUGCUCUGAGAGCCUCAGAAGGAAGGUGAUCUAGUAGGGCAAAGUAUUUUUAUUAUUACUUUAUUGCAGCUGCCACCUGCAUGUUAGCUGCUAUGGGGCACCUCGUACAACAGCACUGUGUACAUGACACCAGAACCGGCUCUGCCCAUCCUUUCAACCUUUCACCCCUCGCACAUACACACACACAAAGACAUUGGCUUGCUUUGUGUGGGUAGGAAGAGUCCCUCCCUCCUCUCCAGAAGCAUGAGCAGUAUCUUGACUCUCCCAGGAAGCACCUGCAGUCCCCCCAAUGGUUUCUGGUAGAACAGGUUAUUCUUACUCCACUGUCACUUCUCAGAAACUGGUUCCACCCGGCUAGGGUUCACCAACAGGUCAUUCACCCAACCCCCAGAGAGAGAAAGAGAGAUGGCCCAACCCCAGGCACUCACAGCUAUUCCUCACCCUCCCGCCAAUGCCAAAGUUUUCAUUUACUGCAGGUUUUUAAAAACACUAUCAGUUCAGAGUUGCAAAGGUGCCAAACCAAACCAAACCAAACCACGUAGCAGAAGCAGCCAGUAAUAAGACAGCUGUAUGUCACUCUGAAGGAUUGUUCUAAUUUGCCUGGCCACCCCCAUGCAAAGGGCUGAUCUCUUAGGUGCCCUCUCACUUAUUUCCUACAUCUUUAGUCUGAUUGUUUGACUGGCUCAUAAUCCAGUUUUUCAAUGGAGAAUAAAGACUGCCCACUACCUAUCCUUCUGGUUCUCUGAAUCUCUGUUUAAUUACAUCCAGUCCCGGUGAUACCACUAAAGGUGUUUCCUUCCCCCUCGAGUCACCAGCACUUUCAAUGGGGUAGUCCGUUCAGCAAUGGGAUGCAGGGCCGGGAGAUACUUUCUGUCACCAAACAGCUUAGCUAGUUAAAAACAGGUGGCAUGUCCAAAAUCAGGUUUUUUGGAUGGGAAACUGAACCUGUUUUAAAUCCCACUGAAGGGAGAGGGGCCUUAAAAUCCAAUCAAACUCAGAGGGGAAAUAGCCUAUAAUAUUGAUAAAGAGACAUUGUCAACAGGCUUUAAACCCUAGAUUUAGAUUUUGUUCUGACAUAGAAAUGCUGUUUAUCAAUUUUUUAAAUAAAUCACUGAAAAGACCUCUCCUCCCUCCACCCCCUUUCAAGAUAACUCCCCAACUCCUUGCAGUACUGGAAAUGCAGCAGAGAAACCAGAAAGUCUCAGUGACUUGUUUACUUCCACUGGCAACAUUGAAUGAAUGAGAAGAAGUCGCAGAGAGAGAGGAAGGGCGGCUGAUCUCUCGCUCUAGCUGUGUCCCCUGCCAAGUUUCCUGCCCCAUCCACUGGGCUCCGUCACUGAGCCUAAGACGGGGAGUGACCAUUCUGCUGUCAGGAGAGCUCCGGACACAGACAAUCCUCAGAGCUGGCCAUGGCAAGCGGCAAGGACUCCGACAGCGAGCAGGUGGUACCAGAUGAAGAGGAUAGGCCAGACGUGAAGGCAGUGCAGGCCCGCUACCUCCGCAGCCCCUCCCCCAGCCAGUAUUCAGUGAUAUCGGACACAGACACAGAAAGCAUCUUCAUGGAGCCUAUCCACCUGUCCUCUGCAGUAGCUGCUAAACAGAUAAUAAAUGAAGAGCUGAAGACAAAGGAGGUCAAAGUGGAUUCAGUCUGUCCGGGGAUGUUGGAGUCUGCAGAGCAGCUGCUGGUGGAGGACCUGUACAAUCGAGUUAAAGAAAAGAUUGAUGACACCAGCUUGUUCAACACACCGUGUGUGAUGGACUUGCAGAGGGCACUCAUGAAGGACAGGCUGGAGUCCCCCUGGGAUCCUGUGGAUGAAGUCUGGCCCAACGUCUUUAUAGCAGAAAAGAGUGUUGCAGUGAACAAAGGCCGUCUGAAGAGGCUUGGGAUCACUCAUAUCCUGAAUGCGGCUCAUGGUACUGGCGUGUACACAGGGCCAGAUUUCUACAAUGGUUUGAAUAUCCAGUACUUGGGCAUUGAGGUGGAUGAUUUCCCAGAGAUGGACAUUUCCAAACACUUUCACCAGGCUGCGGAGUUCCUUGAUGAAGCACUGCUGACAUACAGAGGUAAAAUCCUGGUAAGCAGUGAAAUGGGAAUCAGUCGCUCAGCUGUGCUGGUGGCUGCUUACCUGAUGAUCUUCCACCACAUGACCAUCUUAGAGGCCCUGAUGACUAUAAGGAAGAAGCGUGCCAUUUACCCCAAUGACGGCUUCCUGAAACAGCUCAGGGAGCUCAAUGAGAAGCUGCUGGAGGAACGAGAGCAGGAAGACCCUGGGGAUGAUGAUGACACAGCCAGCCAGAGUUCUGUCAUCGAAGCAGGGACCCAUUCCCUGCUGUCUGGAGUGGAGGUCUCUGGGAGUGUCGUGGGAGCCAAAGUGCACCCCAUCACAGUAGAGGAAGAGGAUACCACCAGCAUUCUGGGAAGUGUUAUGAGUUCUUCCUCCAUGGGAAAAGCUAGCUUGGUUUCCAAACAACCCACUCUGAUCAGUGAGGAGGAGGAGGAACAGCUGUAUGAGGAAUGGAGGCAGAAGCAAGGCCUGCCAGCAAGAGAGCCACCAAAUCAGGAUGUGGAAAGCACACCUACAAAAUUUCCAGAUCAAGGAGGAGAGGAAUCUGAGGAGAAUGUGGAACGGAUUAUUCAAGAGUGGCAGAGUCGAAAUGCAAAAUAUGAAAAGGAAGGUUAUUGGCUACCCAGGGAGGAGGAUGGAGUCUCCAACAUGGGAGAAAGGCCGUAUCCUUCAAGUGAACUGGGUGACACGGAGAGUGUGAGCAGCCUUGACAUCCAAAUCCUGAAGCAACAACUGGAAGCCAGCAGCAUCAACAGACUGAGGAGGGGCCGCACAGAUUCUAUGUCUACGGAGAGCACCUGGGAUAUGUGGAACCAGAGGCUGCUGGAGAUUGAGAAGGAAGCUGCUCAGAGAUGCCGUUCCAGGAAUAAAAGUGGUGUUGAAAGUCCAGAACCAGAGCCAGGAAGAAAGGGCAGAGAUGUGGAUGUGGAGAAUGUUAUCUCAGAUACCAGCUCCUUUCAUAACUUCUGCAAAAAGAACAAAGACAAGCUGACCCCUCUUGAAAGGUGGAAGAUCAAGAGAAUCCAGUUUGGCUUUCACAAGAAGGAUUUAGAAACCUCUGUGUCCCCCAAGAUGGAAGAUGGCAGCCAGCCAGUCGAGGAGUCAGCAGAAGAAGAGAAGGAUCUAUCAGAUGUCAACCUGACAGCUUACCAGGCCUGGAAAAUAAAACACCAGAAGAGGGUGGGCAAUGAUAACAAGGAUGAUAUUGUGGAGCUUGCCAAGGGCGAAGAUUCUGCUUCAGCCAAAAGGAAGCAGAGGAGAAUGGAGCUACUUGAACAUUCAAAAAAGAUCCUGGAAGAAAGCCAGUCCCUGUGCAGCUGGGAGACAGAGAGCGCAAUGAGUGGGAGUAUCCCGCUGUCAUCUCUUUGGCCCUCAACACCUUCCAUAAGUGGUGCUGAAGAUUCAGCUUCUUCACUGAGCAUGCAGAGCAACCGUUCAUCUUUACCUCAGAACAGAAGCAGCGCUGGGGCUAUGCAGCCCCAAAUGCCAACUACACCUCUACCCAACAUCCCAGUUGGCCCAGGUGAUGUGAUAUCCAUGGCCAGCAUUCAGAACUGGAUUGCCAGUGUGGUUAACGAAACCAUUGCUCAGAAACAAAAUGAGAUAAUGAUGUUGUCCCACCCGCCCUCCACACUGGCCUCCAGCGUGAGGUCAGGUGACUUUGGCAGAUGCCUCGAUGAUGACAAGGCCUCCCUUCUCAGUGCACAGAGUGGUAUGUCUGUAGCUAGCUCUCUGCUCCGCCAGAGGGACAUGAACGGUGCUGACACCCAGUCCAUUCUGUCUUCCAGUGCCUCAAUGAGCAUGAGGGCAGGAGGGUCUAGCUCAAGCAUGAGGGUGACUCAAACAAGCAAGCCACUGUACAGCCUCUUUGCAGAUGACAUUGACCUGAAAAAACUCAGCCGGAAGGAGAAGGAGAUGCAGAUGGAGAUGAGAGAAAAAAUGUCAGAUUAUCAAAUCGAGAAGCUUGUCAGAGACAACAAGCGCAGCACUUUAUUUAAGAAGAAGAAGGCCCAGGGAGAAGAUGAAGAGAAAGUCGAAGACAACACAGAGAACACAAUAGGUGGCAUUCGGUACCCUUUCCAAACAGAUCUUGACAGAACUGAUCCAGCUUCUGCUUUCUCCGGUCAGUUUGCAAAUACUGGUGCCAUGAAUUCAGAGGUGGAGACCAAUGUUGAUAAGUGGCUGAGUGGCCUGAAAGCAGAAGGAAAGACAUCAUAUCAUGACCAUGCUGAAAAGGCUAGAGAGAAAUACAAUAGAUCAUCCACUCUCAGAGAGGUGGACUCUGAAGCAUGCAAGUAUAGCUUCUCCAGAUCCCAAAGAGAAGAGGUGAACAGUUCUUCUUCCUAUCAGUGUAAAGGUGAUUCACUGAGAACCAUAUCAAGAUUUUCCUCUACCUCUGCAAAAGAGGACAAGGAAAUGUACAAGUUCACACGAACAAAGGCCAGAGAGACAAGUUCUAGGGAAGAAAACCCAGAGCCGUCCUAUGAUUCUGAAUCCCCAGGACCAUCAACGCAGAGUCGAGUCAGAUCCCGUCACUUGGAAAAAUCUGAAGAGGAGUCUAGUUCCAACAUGUCAGAAUUUGGAGCAAAGAGAAAGUUCAUUCAGAGUUUUUCAAAGUCUGAAGAUGACGGAGACAGAGAAGAGAAGGUGGAAGAAAGUGAAGAGAGGUUUGCAUCAAGGCAAUUCUCACAGUACAGACGAAGCACCCACAAGGAAGAAGAAAUGGAUGAUGAUGCCAUUAUUGCUGCCUGGAGAAGCCGGCAAGAAGAAACUAAGGCAAAGCUCCGGCGAAGAAGAGAGGAAUGACUGAGGACAAGGUUGUUAAGGCACCAUCAGGACUGAAGUGGGGUCCCAGCCUCAGCAGGAGUUCCAGACACAGAUCUCUCACCUGAAUCACUCAUCAUUAUAUUUCAGAUCAUCCUUCAUGAUUUCCAGGGCACUGCUGAUGUCCUGAAGAAGCUUUCUUCACCUUAAUCAACAGACUUGGAGGAAGAAGGUUAAUUAUUUGAAGUGUUUGUGGUUUGUCAAAAAGAAGAAGCUUGUGCUAAAUGAUUAGCAUAGGUGUGAAUAAAUCUUUAGGAAACACUUGUAUCCAGAGAGUAUUUUAGUAACAAUAGCAGGUAAAGCUAUUCUGCCCUCUGGGACAGCACCCACAAGUCAAGAGUUUGGUCAGGUCUUGUUUUGAUUAUUUCACUUUUCUGGAGUCAUUUAAAAGUCACUCUAGCAUUAUUUCUAGCUUUGUUUUGA
Messenger RNA from Mauremys mutica (yellowpond turtle), 5318 nucleotides. RefSeq names its product serine/threonine/tyrosine interacting like 2 (gene STYXL2). Bases 1416 to 4877 code for a protein of 1153 amino acids. Gene Ontology annotation, molecular function: MAP kinase phosphatase activity; protein tyrosine/serine/threonine phosphatase activity. NCBI's taxonomy places the organism in Eukaryota, Metazoa, Chordata, Testudines, Geoemydidae. The record is from RefSeq and is a predicted model, not a curated record. The transcript is spliced from 7 exons. Gene Ontology annotation, cellular component: cytoplasm. Gene Ontology annotation, biological process: negative regulation of MAPK cascade; protein dephosphorylation.